Molecule: messenger RNA, 1263 nt
Organism: Suillus subalutaceus
Lineage: Eukaryota; Fungi; Basidiomycota; Agaricomycetes; Boletales; Suillaceae
Exons: 3
Coding region: 1-1263 (420 amino acids)
Source: RefSeq, a predicted model, not a curated record
AUGCUACCGCCCAUCGUCCAUUCAAGUCCCUCCAAUGCUAGAAAGGACGAAACCGAUAGCCGUUCCGUUAACAAACGCCUAAACUCCGGCGCCGCAUCACAGGUCGACCCCUAUGCUUCCGCGUUUUUGCACGACCAGUUGGGGGAAGCAAAAUGGAACACGUUUUAUGCACGGUUGUUCGAACGUAGACUCGGUCCUAUCAAGUCAAAGAUGCGAGUCAAAACCAAAGGCACCGGAGGUGGUGGACUUAGUACUUCCAGUCCAGGCGCCACAGCAAUUGAUUUUCUCAUCAAAGUCGAAGUUGUCAAAGAAGUGCUGCGCACCUACGUCCCACAUCCGUAUAAUCCGCUCAAGUCCCUAACACAUGUAUUUCCGGGCUCUCCGUCAGGAUCUGUUACGUUGACCCGCUCCACCAUCCUAGUUCUAUCUGGUUGGUCCAACACGCAGUUUUCGUAUUGGGCUCGUCGCUCUGAAGGUAUCUCUGUCCUAAGAGAUCACGACGAGCGUCUGCAGUCAGUUGCAGUCGCCCUGGAAAAGCGCUUGAGGCAAGGCGGGGUGCUCCAAGAUUUACCUGAUGACGACGCCCUCAAUUCCCUUACCUAUGGUCACGUGGCGGAGUCCUCACCAAACGUCACCGGCAAAGGUCUUGACAUCAUCAUUGAGGAGGUAAAGAAACGUACUGGACUCAGUCCAUUCCUUCGUGGGAAACAUUCUUCCCUUGAUCCGUUUGGUUCUACCAACAGUGACAAGGAUACAGGACCAGGCCCUCCGUCUGGCCCUCCUUCAGGACCUGUGUACAUGCCAACCUUCCAGGCAAUGGAGUAUUCUCAUUCUCCUCCGGUAUCUUCGGAACCUCCUCGUCGGCCCAAGAAAAAGAGGCGAACGAGCGCUACUGAGUCAAUAUCUUCGCAUGCCGGUUCUAGCGUGACUCAUGCGGAGCUAGUGGCUAGCUCAGGUCAGUUGGGAUACACGAUGGAGUCAGGUGUCAAAUCCGACGUAGCGAAUAUGAUGUCACCUGAUGCGGUGGCGUCACCAGCUUCGCUCUCGGUAUCACGUCCGCUGCCUCGGUCUCUUGGCGUCAUGGAUGAUCCUAUUGGUGCCUAUCAGCUCCAGACCAAUGUAAUGGAUGAUGCUGUGGAGAGCACCAACAGGGAGUACUUUCCUGUAUCGGAUUCUCGUUCUGACUUUGAUGAGUUACGACACAAGCGGCCAUUUUCGUAUUCUGACCUUUCCAUGGAGACGCGACAGAGGCUCAGCGUCUAG